UACGGAGGCUAGUUCUCCAGUCGUGGCUCCCUCCUUGAAAACGAUGGGAGGGAGCAACAGCGCCGCAGAGUCAUUGUGGUGGGAGAAACAAAACGAAUUAAGAGCGAAGAAAAUGCCAAAGAGGAGCCCUGGCAACGGGACCAGCGGCUAUCCGAUUCCCUCUCGUCUAAUGAGAUAAUCAAUCGAUCGGCUUCUUCAAACUCGAAUCCUCACCCUCUCCAAUACCAGGUAAAACUGUGGUUCCAGAGUCUCGGAUCGUUGUCACAGUUCUUCAUAAUCCGGUCAAUCUUGCUCGCAUCGGGUUAUCAGCGUCCGGCUUCACCACGCAUUGCUUCUUCUUCGCGUUUGGUGGUGAUUGGGACCUAGGGUUUUGGUGGGUUGGAGGAAUGGGAGAGCAGAGGAACCGAUGGAGCUGGGACUUGCCGCUGUUUGAACCGAGGAGUUCGUUGGAGCGGGAGGAACAGAGGCAGCAGAGCUCGGUUCGGAAGUUAUCGCUUUCGCCGUCGACACUGUCGCCGCGGGUUGGGUUUGGGAGGCAAAACGUCAAUGAGAAGUUUCGCCGGCUCAAGGACCAAGUGAAGCGUGCAAAGCAAGACUAUUUGAACUUGAGACAAGAAGCCAGUGAUCUCAGAGAGUAUUCAAAUGCCAAGCUUGAUCGAGUUACUCGCUAUCUUGGAGUUCUUGCUGAUAGAACUCGGAAACUAGGUCAGGCGGCUCUUGAAGCUGAGACAAGAAUUGCACCUUUGCUUGCUGAGAAGAAAAGUUUAUUUAAUGAAUUAUUGACAAAUAAAGGGAACAUAAAGGUAUUUUGUCGUGUAAGACCCCCUUUUGAAGACGAAGGUCCCUCUGUGGUUGAGUUUCCGGAUGAAUUAACUGUUCGUGUUGAUACUGGUGAUGAUUCUUUUUCCAAUUCUAAGAAGGAUUAUGAGUUUGAUAGAGUUUAUGGGCCCCAUAUCGGACAAGGUGAAUUCUUUCAUGAUGUUCGACCUUUCAUACGGUCAGCAAUUGAUGGAUAUAAUGUUUCCAUAUUUGCGUAUGGACAAAGUAAUUCUGGAAAAACACACACAAUGGAAGGUGCAAGCCAAGAACGUGGUUUAUACCAAAGGAGUUUUGAGGAAUUAUUUGAUUUAUCAAAUUUGGAUACGACAUCAACAUGCCAAUAUAAAUUUCAUGUCACCGCCUUUGACCUCUACAAUGAGCAGGUUCGAGAUUUAUUGGUAGAUUGUAAAAGCAGCACUUCAACAGGAGUUCGCAUUGGUCUCCAAGAUUCUGUUGUGGAUCUUGUGCAGGAAAAUGCUAAUAAUCCUAUAGAAUUUUCACAAAUUCUAAAAGCAGCACUCAUGAAUCGAGGUGCAGACUCCUUGAAGGCCAGUGUAUCACACUUGGUUGUAACCAUCCAUAUAUCCUAUACUAAUUUGGUCACAAGGGAAAAUGUCUACAGCAAACUUUCUCUUGUAGACUUGCCUGGCAGUGAAUGUUUUCUUAUUGAUGAUGCCAAGGGAGAUCAGGUCACAGAUCUUCUACAUGUGUCAAAAUCACUUUCUGCAUUGGGGGAUGUUUUAUCAUCCUUGACCUUAAAGAAAGAACCCGUACCAUAUGAGAAUUCAAGGCUUACCAAAAUGCUUGCUGACUCUAUAGGGGGUUGCUCAAAAACCUUGUUAAUCACUCAUAUUUGUCCUAGUUCUUCAAACCUGGCAGAAACACUGCAUGCCCUUAACUUUUCUGCAAGGGCAAGAAACGCAGAGCUAAGUCUUGGAAAUCGAGAUACAAUCAAGAAAUGGAAAGAUGCGGCAAAUGACUCACGCAAGGAGAUAUACGAGAAAGAAAAGGAGGUUCAGCUCCUAAAACAGGAAAUUUUUGGACUAAAGUCCGCUCUUAAAGAUUCCAAUGAUCAGUGCAUUUUACUAUUUAAUGAAGUUCAGAAAGCCUGGAAGGUUUCAUUCACGUUGCAAGCUGAUGUCAAGUCUGAAAACACUGUUCUUGCUGAUAAGCUCAAAAUUGAGAAAGAACAAAGCUCUCAACUGAGGAAUCAAGUUGCUAGUCUUUUACAAGUAGAUCAUGAGCAGAAAGUGCAGAUACACCAACAAAGUUUGACCAUACAAAAUCUGCAGGCUAAAAUUAAGGGCAUUGAGUUACAACUCGGGGAUGCCCUUGGUUCAAGUGAUUUGAGAUCAGAGAAUAGUUCUGCUGGUGCUUUUUCCUCUCCAAACGGGGUUCAGGACAGCGUUAAUUCAGCAAGUAUUACCAAAAAACUUGAAGAAGAACUCUCUAAGCGUGAUGCACUUAUUGAGAAGUUACAUCAGGAGAAUGAGAAAUUGUUCGAUAGAUUAUCAGAGAAGUCAUCCUUUGGAGGAUCUCCACAGGUGUCAAGCCCUUCUUUCAUAAGGAUGCCUUCCUCUCAAGCAGAAGACAAGAACAGGAGUGAAAGUGCUAACUCGCAUUCCGUAGAUGUUCUUCCAUUGCCAUCCCAGGACAGCACAGAGAUGAUGGGAGCUAUUGUGAAAACCGAUAAACCAAAAACACCUGCUGGAGAGUACCUUACUGCUGCUUUGAUGGACUUUGAUCCUGAUCAAUUUGAAAGCUUUGCAACGGUUGCCGAUGGUGCAAACAAACUUCUGAUGCUGGUCUUAGCUGCAGUAAUCAAAGCUGGUGCUGCUAGGGAGCAUGAAAUAUUAGCUGAAAUAAGAGAUGCUGUUUUUGCUUUCAUUCGUAAAAUGGAACCAAAGAGAGUAAUGGACACUGUGCUAGUUUCCCGGGUUAGAAUUUUGUAUAUACGAUCCUUGCUCUCCAGAUCACCAGAGCUUCAAUCCAUGAAGGUAUCUCCAGUUGAGCGUUUUUUGGAGAAAGCUAAUACUGUGCGAAGUCGAAGCUCUAGCCGAGGUAGUAGUCCUGGCAAAUCUGCUGCCUAUUAUGAUUCAGGUGGGAGGAGUGCUUUAAUUGAGGAGCAUAUCCAAGGGUUUAAGGUUAAUAUACGGCAAGAAAAGAAGUCCAAACUCUCAUCAAUAGUGUUAAAACUUCGGGGCAUUGAUGAGGAAACUUGGAGGCAGCAUGUUACAGGUGGAAAGCUUCGUGAGAUAACUGAGGAAGCUAAAGCUUUUGCACUAGGGAACAAGGCUCUUGCUGCUCUUUUUGUUCACACUCCUGCUGGUGAGCUACAGCGGCAAAUUCGAUCCUGGCUUGCAGAGAAUUUUGAAUUUCUUUCAGUUUCUGGCGGUGAUGCCCUAGGAGGAACAUCCGGGGAGAUAGAGCUUCUGUCUACAGCAAUUAUGGAUGGAUGGAUGGCCGGUUUAGGUUCCGCUCAGCUUCCUCAUACAGAUGCUUUAGGGCUGCUGCUAUCAGAAUAUACCAAGCGAGUUUAUACAUCUCAAUUGCAGCACCUAAAGGAUAUAGCAGGUACCUUGGCAAUGGAAGAGGCUGAAAACCAGCCUCACGUGAAUAAGUUGCGCUCAGCUUUGGAAUCUGUUGACCACAAAAGAAGAAAGAUUUUGCAACAAAUGAGGAGUGACACAGCCUUACUAUCAAAAGAAGAAGGUGGUUCUCCUAUCCGCAAUCCUUCCACUGCAGCUGAAGAUGCACGCCUUGCUUCCCUUAUAGCCCUAGAUGAAAUUCUAAAGCAAGUCGGGGAGAUAAUGAGACAAGCCUCAGCAAGUUACUUAACUAAGACGAAGAAGGAUGCACUUUUAGCAUCUCUGGAUGAGCUUUUAGGGCGCAUGCCAUCCCUCCUUGACAUUGACCACCCAUGUGCAAAGAGAAAGAUUUUUGAUGCUCGAAGAGAAAUAGAGUCGAUGCCCGAAGACGCGCAUCCCCAUAAUGAAUCAAGGUCUCUCCAACCAUUCGCCGGUUCAACCGCCCCUGCAGACACCGAUGUAACUCAAUGGAACGUACUGCAGUUUAACACUGGUUCAACAUCACCAUUUAUCAUCAAAUGUGGGGCCAACUCCAACUCCGAGCUGGUCAUCAAAGCCGAUUCUAAGAUCCGAGAACCCAAAGGGAACGAGAUCAUAAGAGUCUUACCCCGCCCUUCCAUUCUUUCUAAUAUGAACUACGAGGAGAUCAAACAAACUUUUGAUCAGCUGCCGGAGGCAGUGAGCUUUCUGGCCCUCGCAAGGACGGCCGACGGAACUCGAGCUAGGUACUCCAGAUUGUUCAGAACUCUAGCCAUGAAAGUCCCUUCCCUCAAAGAAUUAGCAGAGUCAUAAAGCUUGAAAAGGUUAGGCUUAAUAUUAUAUUGCAGUACACUAUAUUUAUAGCUUUUAUGUUUCUGUUUAAAACUGGAUGCUGGACAAGUUUAAUUUAAUAUGUUGUAUUGUCAGAUUGUAAUAUUUAAUUUCUUUUUGUUGUGCAAAAUAA
Messenger RNA from Phalaenopsis equestris, 4350 nucleotides. Its product is annotated as kinesin-like protein KIN-14L. The transcript has 23 exons. Gene Ontology annotation, molecular function: microtubule binding; ATP binding; microtubule motor activity. The coding region runs from base 387 to 4199 and encodes 1270 amino acids. The record is from RefSeq and is a predicted model, not a curated record. Lineage: Eukaryota; Viridiplantae; Streptophyta; Magnoliopsida; Asparagales; Orchidaceae. Gene Ontology annotation, biological process: microtubule-based movement.